Girardinichthys multiradiatus is the source of this 1428-nucleotide messenger RNA. It is a transcript of the gene cdca8, whose product is annotated as cell division cycle associated 8. NCBI's taxonomy places the organism in Eukaryota, Metazoa, Chordata, Actinopteri, Cyprinodontiformes, Goodeidae. The record is from RefSeq and is a predicted model, not a curated record. The transcript has 11 exons. Gene Ontology annotation, biological process: mitotic sister chromatid segregation. Gene Ontology annotation, cellular component: chromosome passenger complex; chromosome, centromeric region; spindle midzone. Bases 125 to 976 code for a protein of 283 amino acids.
GAACAAACGUAUGUUCUGAUUGGCUGAUGGGUUGCUGUGGUCCCUCCCAUCACAGAGAUUUGAAAGCAGCAUUGAAAACGGAGGGAGAGCAGCGGUAGUAGAAAAAAAACGUUGAUGUUAAGACAUGGCUCCCAGAAAGAGAACUACGAAGCAGCGGAAAAACAACCCGAAAACAGCGAAGCUGGAGGUCUUUCUGGAGGACUUUGAUAGUGAAGUAAAGACCCGAGUGGGCCAGCUGAAAGAGAAGCUCAACCAGCUGCUGAAGGAUGUGGACAACAGCUACAACAUGGCUCUGAUCAAAAUGCCCAUAGCUGUGAGGCAGACGGUGUGGCUGCAGCAUUGCAACUCAGGCAAACCAAAGACUCCGGAGGUAGAUGAUGUAAAGAGAGAAAAGGAGGCAGCCAUUGUGGAGAGCGUGGUGGCAGAGGACCACGCUGUCCUCCUGAAGUCUGUUAAAAAAACCACCAGGAAGAAAGGUGGAGCCAAGUCCAGCACAGACGAUGAAACCGUCCUGAACUCAACCAGGAAGGUGUUGAUUCAGGGCCGAGCAGUCAGAAAACCUCCGUCUACAGCAAAGAGAUCCAGAGCUCUGACUGUCAGCAAGCAGAGCACCAGCAUCAGACGCUCCAACAGGAAACCUCUGCUGACCCCUGCCAGGAACUUACUGGACUCCUCUCUGAUGAUGGGAUCAACUCCUCUUAUCACGCCACGCUUUGACCCCAGACUCCCAAAGACCCCUGCUGUCAGACUCCCCUGCCACAAAGAGAGGGUCUACAGCAUCUCUGUGAACGGCUCUCCCAUCGCAGCAGGAAGUGAGGACAUCAUUAUCAACGUUCCUGUCGGGAAUGGAGAGAGCAUCCAGCUGCUGGCUAGUGAGAUGGACUCUAUGGACCUAAAUCUGUUGGACGAGACGGCUCUGAGGAGCAUCCGGCUUCUGAAGAACCGUCUGGCGACUCUGUGCGAUACAUCAGAGUGACAUAACCAGCUGUUUCUCAAAGAACCCGUCCCACCUGUUGUGGAAAACUCAGACUGGGACUGAACCAGUAAACCUAUUAAGAACAGAGGCGGCGGGUCCUGUUCUUUUAUUUUUUACCUGAACCAUGAAAGCUGGAAUGUUUGGAUUUUCUAAAAUAAGGAUCGAUCUCCCAGCAGCUGAAGACUCUGGUCUGCAACUCUUGGGCCGGAUAAGCGUCCAGAACCGAUUUUCUGUUGGUGGUCUUGUUUUUUUUUUUCAAUGUUUUUAGAACUUUUAGUUUAUUUGGUUUCAUUCUUUCUGAUUUUAGUGUUUUUGUGUUCAGACCUUCUUGCUUCUUUAUCCAAACUGAAACCUAAUCCUUUGUAAGCUCUGUUUGACCCAGAAGAACAAUUUGUUCUGUAAAUCUUCCAUGUUUGAAUAAAUUCAGAAGCAGAGUGUUCUGUGGAAACCUC